UUUCCAAAUUCCGCGGGAAGGUACAAAGAUUGAGGCCUGCUUUUUAGAACCGUGGGAUAUUCGCGCAGGGCAAAUCUUCGGACGCAGUGUAAUGCUGGUGAGGAACAUGAGGUCUAGGGCCUCAAUCCAGGCUCGGACUGGGUUCCUGGCUCAUUCUGCGACCUCUCACUGCCUCCUACAGUCAGGACUGGGUAUUCUUUCAAGUAGACAAAGUUAUUAAGAUCCUGCAAUCAUCAUCUAGGAGAAGGCCAGUAAAUCCUCCCUGGGAGACCGCCCAGAAGACACUGCCUCUGGCACUGAGCUAGGGACACUGCUGGCAGGAGCCUCAUCCUCCUGGCCCGCGGCGGCGGCGGCAAGAGGAUUUGCGGACAGUGGCUGGAUUGCGAACCAGUCUUCAGGUUGCACAAGGGGAGGCAGCCGCGGAACCUUUCUCCUCCUCCUCGCUCUGGCUUCCGCCCGGACCCAGUUGGUACAGGACGCAGUAGUGGGGACUUCAGCAUGGAGUCAGCGGGCUCUGGGCCUGUAGCGUCCUCCUCUUCACUGGAGGCUCCGAGGCCCACGGACGACGGGCUUUUCCUGGUUAAAGGUGGAAUUUUCCUUGGUUCUGUUGCAGCAGCAGGGAUGCUAGCUGGAUUUGUUACAACAUUAUCACUGGCUAAAAGGAAAAGUCCUGAAUGGUUCAAUAAGGGCAGUAUGGCCACAGCUGCCUUACCAGAGAGUGGGUCUUCUCUUGCCUUGCGGGCACUGGGCUGGGGCUCACUAUAUGCCUGGUGUGGUGUUGGUGUGAUCAGCUUCGCAGUCUGGAAAGCUUUAGGAGUUCACACUAUGAAAGACUUUCGAAGUAAAAUGCAAUCGAUAUUUCCAACAAUUCCCAAGAACUCCAAAUCAGCUGUUGAGUGGGAGGAAGCAUUGAAAUCUAAAUGAGAUGAGCACAGAUGAAUUCCAAAGUGAUCCCUGCAGAAAGGGUGCAGCACAACUGAAAAGGGACUGGGAGUGCUUUCCCCCUAGGCCCCAUGCAGAUUGUUGAUGGUGCUGAGCCUCCCCCUGAGCAGGCGUCUUCCUCUGUGGCUGUGGCUGUGUUGGGGAGGGGCAGUUUUCCUACAGUUGAGUAUUUAACAAUAAUUAUUGGGAUAACUUUCACAGGUGGAGAGGUCUCAGAAGAAAAUACUUCUGUGUAUAACAAUAAACCAGUUUCACACCUGAAAACAAAGUGUAUAGUAAAAGUCUGAUAGAAAAUCUUUAUAAGUAGACUCUUAACAGCAGUAAUAACUCAGUGUAUCUAAUUAAAUAAGUUUUAAGAGCCUUUCUUCUGGAUAUACAACUGAGAAUUUGGUAGACCUGUUCCUAUUAGCCAGACUCCAAAGAGCCAGGUUCAGUGGCAAAUCCCGUGCAGCAGGGAAUGGGCAUGGCUUGUGGUCCUGAACUCAGUCUGAUUCACAGCAGGCACACAACACAAGUGCCAGUUACUUACCUGGUGACCUCACUUGAUGGACCUAUAAAUUCUUACACUUAGGACAGAAAGCCAGUAACAGAUUAUAACUUGAAGAGGUACAGUUAGGUUGAAAUAAUCAGGAUGAUAAUCAUGGGUAUAAAAAAAUACUUUUUUGAGAAAUUGGUUCUGAAUCCCAGAACACUGACUAUUUGUAGUUUUGUUUCAGUUGAUAAAGUAUCUUAAAUAUUUUAAACCAGAAAGUCACCUGAGUACUAAGUCUCAGUGUUGUCACCUCCUCUUUAAUUAAUUCUUAUGUACCCAAACCCCUCAUGUACUUCAUGAUCUCUUCCAGAAAACAGAUGGAAAACAAUGUCUACAUGCAACUUUGUGUUUUUACUUUAAAAUUUUUAAAGAAGAGAGAUACUUUUAAUAUGUCAGUAUGUUCUGAGAAAUAACCUCUGGUGGAAAAUCAGUUGUGCAAUUUCUUUAGAAUUGCUUAAUCUCUACUUAGUCAGCAAUCAGGUUUAAUAAAGUUGAAAUUUCUGUUAUAAUGAAACCUUUUAGUUGUAAGGGAAAAUUUUAAAUGAAAUGUCAAAUGUGUAAGGUAACAUUUUUCUAUAGACCACAUUACCCUGUUAAAAUUGCCAUAUUUUUAAUUAAACAUGUGUAAUUGGUGUUUAGGAUUCACAUGUAACCUGUUAAAAAUCUAAGGCCAAAGGAAAGGAUUGUGAAAUUUAUCAGCCUAUGUGGAUAGUAAAAAACUCUUCACCCAUCUUCCAUUGUUAACUAAAUCUCUGUGAAGAAAGUAUUUCUGGCCGGUGAGUGCAGUGAAGGAAAGACAGGCUUUCCUUCAGAAAAUGGGCACGACCUGUAACUAUGUCUGCUAGGGUCUUGAUUUUCAUUUUCCUUAGAUGGAGAAGGCCUUUUUAUUUUUUCAAAGACCUCUCCUGGGUAGGAAAAAACACAAAUUCUCAGCUUGCUAGAGUGAUAAAAGGAGAAAUUAUUAUUAGCUGUGGUUCUGUUUGAGUCCUACCUUGUAAGCUCCUUGAGGGUAGGGACUUCCUCCCAGGCUAUGUGAACCUGCACCUACUGCAGAGAUUGAGCAUACGGGGAGGGUGGCAGCCAGGUCUCGGGAAGGAGCCAGUGCCAUCGUAGGCAGGCUGUGCUCCCAGGGGCUGGCACAAGGAGGCCUGAAUGCAUGUGCACUGCAGGAUUGAGUGAAAACUUGCUUGUGUGCUGUGCCUAAUGCUAACAAAACCCUGCCCUUAGACUUGACUUCUGUUGUCCUUGACAGAUGGCAGGGGUCCAACUCCCCUAGGACUGAUGGUGAGUCACCUGUGGAGGGAAGGUUGAUGGGGACAGUUUCCUCGAAUAGGUACAAAGCGUAGGCUCCAAUUGCAUUUUAAAAGCAAAAAUGAAGUAACAAAGAUGAAAAUUCAAAGAGAAAAGAAAGAAGAGAAAAACAGUAUAAGUACAGUGGUGUUUUUCCACUGUCAGGACUCAGAUAUCAGAAGAUUUAGUCAUUUGUCUAUGCCUUUUAUACCAGAGGCAUAAUGUUAAAUUGGUUAAUGGAAAGGAAAAAUGUUUAACAGAUAAUGUUAUUCUUUAUGUGAAGUACCAUCUGUGUAUUGAGUUCUGAAUGUUCCUGGAUAUGGAAGAGAAGAAGUGUUAUGGAAUUUCAAGUUUGCCUUCUUUGCUGUCUUUAUCUUGGGUAGAGUAUGACAAACAUAAUCACAUUUAUCUCCUGGAGCAUAAAGAGUUUUAAUCACCCUAUUAACCAGGAUGACAUUUUUCACAGACUUAAAAAGGAAUAGAACAGACAUUAUAUCCCCAUAAGCAAUCCAUUUCAUGGAGGCUGAGCACUAGAAAUGCUUUAAAGGAGGGAUAACACUGCCAUUUCCAUUUCCUGUGUAAGCCAACAUUAAGGAGGCUUUUGCUAAGGAUGUGGCUUUGAUUAGGUGAGUAUUAAGCUUUACAUGUAGAAUCUCAGUGUCCAAAAAAGCUGUUAAGAAAGCCACGUGAAGAAAGCACGGUAGGCAGAGAGGAGCGACUUCUAAGACCUCGGGAUUCUUUUAAGACAGAGUAUCCUGGUAAGUUAUUGUUGCCCUGUAACAUAUCCACCAGCAGCUAGGUGGUUGUUUUUAUUUUUUCCCAGUCCAAAAAAAAAAA
Fukomys damarensis (Damara mole-rat) is the source of this 3601-nucleotide messenger RNA. It is a transcript of the gene Tmem242, whose product is annotated as transmembrane protein 242. The record is from RefSeq and is a predicted model, not a curated record. The coding region runs from base 499 to 924 and encodes 141 amino acids. NCBI's taxonomy places the organism in Eukaryota, Metazoa, Chordata, Mammalia, Rodentia, Bathyergidae. The transcript is spliced from 4 exons.